Messenger RNA from Pteronotus mesoamericanus, 3255 nucleotides. It is a transcript of the gene RANBP3, whose product is annotated as RAN binding protein 3. Gene Ontology annotation, biological process: protein export from nucleus. Lineage: Eukaryota; Metazoa; Chordata; Mammalia; Chiroptera; Mormoopidae. The coding region runs from base 53 to 1816 and encodes 587 amino acids. Gene Ontology annotation, molecular function: GTPase activator activity. Gene Ontology annotation, cellular component: nuclear pore; cytoplasm. The record is from RefSeq and is a predicted model, not a curated record. The transcript is spliced from 18 exons.
CAGGCGAGCCGCGGCCGGCGCGGGGCCUUGUGGGAGGGCUUGAGGAAGUAAAAUGGCGGACCUGGCGAACGAAGAAAAGCCUGCCAUUGCUCCGCCCGUCUUUGUGUUUCAGAAGGAUAAAGGACAAAAGUCCUCUGCAGAGCAAAAAGACUUGUCGGAUUCGGGAGAGGAGCCUCGGGGGGAGGCUGAGGCUCCCGACCGUGGCACAGGUCACCCCGAGUCAGCUGGUGAGCAUGCUCUAGAGCCUCCUGCCCCUGCUAGCGCUUCAGCCAGCACUCCUGAAGCCCAUCUUCCUCCUUUUCCACGAGAACUGGCAGGGAGGUCAGCUGGCGGCUCCAGCCCUGAAGGUGGAGAAGAUUCUGACCGAGAGGAUGGAAAUUACUGCCCUCCUGUCAAGCGAGAAAGGACGUCCUCUUUAACCCAGUUCCCACCUUCACAGUCAGUAUCAAAAAACAAUGUUUUUAUGCCAUCAACCUUCUGCGAGCCAUCUGCAGGCAAUUCUGACUCAGAACCAGAGGAAAAGAGCAGUGGGUUCCGGUUGAAGCCACCAACACUGAUCCAUGGCCAGGCACCCAGCGCAGGUCUGCCGAGCCAGAAGCCCAAGGAGCAGCAGCGGAGCGUGCUUCGCCCGGCAGUGUUACAAGCCCCGCAGCCUAAGGCCCUCUCACAGGCCGUCCCGGCCGGCAGCACCAAUGGGCUCAGUGUCCCAGCAGACUGCACGGGAACUGCGACAUCGACAUCGCCCAGCAUCCCCACACGGAGAAGUCCGCCGGACGAGGCAUCAGCCUCUGAGGAGAAGGAGCCCCAGAAAAAUGAGUCUAGCAAUACUUCUGAGGAGGACAACUGUGAGAGAAAAGAGCAAGUUGCACAGAAAGCGUUUGUGUUUGGGCAGAACUUGAGGGACAGAGUUAAGUUAAUAAAUGAGAGCACUGAAGCAGCUGACAUGGAGGAUGCCGGACACCCCAGCUCAGACACGCCAAGCGCCACCAACUACUUCCUUCAGUACAUCAGCUCCAGUUUAGAGAACUCGAACAAUAGUGCCGAUGCCACGAGUAACAAAUUCGUAUUUGGCCAGAACAUGAGCGAGCGCGUGUUGAGCCCACCCAAAUUAAAUGAGGUCACUUCAGAUGCCAACAGGGAAAACUCAGCUGUUGAGUCCGGGUCUGAGUCCUCGUCCCAGGAGGCCACCCCCGAGAAAGCUAAUAACAUUUCAGAGUCCCUGGCCGAAUCAGCAGCUGCCUACACCAAGGCAACGGCACGGAAGUGUUUGUUGGAAAAAGUGGAAGUCAUCACCGGGGAGGAGGCAGAGAGCAACGUGUUACAGAUCCAGUGUAAGCUGUUUGUCUUUGACAAGACCUCGCAGUCGUGGGUGGAGAGAGGCCGGGGGCUGCUCAGGCUCAACGACAUGGCAUCAGCCGACGACGGGACAUUACAGUCCCGACUAGUGAUGCGGACCCAGGGUAGCCUGCGGCUGAUCCUCAACACCAAGCUAUGGGCCCAGAUGCAGAUCGACAAGGCCAGUGAGAAGAGCAUUCGCAUCACGGCCAUGGAUACCGAGGACCAGGGUGUGAAGGUCUUCCUGAUCUCGGCCAGCUCCAAGGACACGGGCCAGCUGUACGCGGCCCUGCACCACCGCAUCCUGGCCCUGCGCAGCCGCGUGGAGCAGGAACAGGAGGUCAGAACACCUGCUCCUGAACCUGGCGUGGCCCCAUCCAAUGAGGAUGACAGUGACGAUGACGACGUCCUGGCUCCAUCGGGGGCCACAGGAGGCGGUGCUGGUGACGAAGGGGACGGGCAGACGGCCGGAAGCACAUAGCGCCGGGAGCUGGCCACCCAGGAGCCUGCUGCUUUGUCCGUCUGUCCACCCACCUGCCCGCCCCUCCCCGGCAGUGUUGAGGCGCGGGGCUUGGGAACCACACUCCCCGAUGGGUUGGCCGCAGUCCGGAUCCGCACGGCCCGUUCAGAAGCAGACUUGGGAACUGCCUGAAUGUGGUUUGGGACAUGAGACCUCAUCAUAUUGAUGAGCAAAACAAAAAGAACAUUUUUUCCCUCCCCCCUUUGAAUUGAAAUGGCACAUUAAGACUUGUCACGGCUUCUCCCUGGGACUGGGACGCCUGGUUUCUUCACCCCCUCAUGCCACCACACCUGUGGGCCCCUGCUGCCUGCCCAGCUCCCGGGUCUGCCCCCACAGUGUAAACGCUGGCUCUGCUGGGUAUUCUGCUAACUACUAUCUUUAUCUCAUUUACCCCCUUCUGAUUUGGGGUGUAUAUUUUCAAUUUUCCCCCCCAAAGGUUUGUUUUGGUUUCUUAGGUGAAGGCGCUCCUGUGUGUUGAGCAGGCACAGCUCGAGCAUCCUUGUCUCCCUCUGGUCACAGCCUGUGUGCUGGGGCCUUACUGGGGAGCAGGGGACAGGCCCCCACUUGUUCUCCACCUGGGGUUCCUCCAGGCUGUCAUGGGAUUUUGAGGGGCAGGCCUCAUGCCUGGAGAGAACUUACCCAGAAGAGGGUCGCUGGGCCUAGGAGGGUGCAAAGGGGCUGGUUUCCUAGAUCCUCUCACCCACUGCUGUAGGCCCAAGGGUGACAUCUUGGUGCGGGGGCCUGACCCCAGGGAUAGGGUGCCUUCCAGAGUGGGGACCUGACGGUGAGGCCACUGCUUCCCACAGGCACUGGGGACAAAGCCGGGAGCACACAGCACCCCUCCCCUCCUGCUCGUCCCCAUCACGUGGGUCACCUGGCACCAGGCACCUGCCUGCUUCCUGCUAUUGGCCAUUCCUUGCCCAGCCCUGGACAUCACUGCACCCAAGACCAUCCAGGGCUUGGGAUCUCCAUGACAGGCAGAGGAAGUCCCAAGCAGCGCCUUCUUGAGGAGGGGCAGGGGACUGGUUCCAGACAACAGGCCACCACCCCAGCACGCACAGGAGCGGGUGCCGUGCCCACCCACCCCAGAGCAGGGUCCAGAGCCCAGCUGGGCACCGCCUGCCUGCAAAGAAAGUCCCUGGGCACAGGGUCCUGAGGGAUUGCUGAAGAAAUUGCCCAGCCCCGCCCUCACAGGGAGGGGGAAGGCCGGGUGCCACAGCUCUGCCACCCACACCUUGGGGCGAGCGUGCGCAGCCUGAGCCUGAGCCGUGGGAAGACACCAAAGGCCCCCCAGCAGAUCUGGUCACACUUCUCUGCUUACGCCUUAGCCAAUUAGUGACAAGUAAAACCAGACAAUGCCCAUGUGUUUUGGAACAUUUAUGUAAGAUUGUCACAUGAAA